AUGGCAAGCAGAUUAACUACACAAAAUAAGAGUAAUAAUAGUCGAUCAUUGGCUCCCUCUUUCAAUAAUUAUACACAAGGAGUGUUUAAUUCAAUAAAAUCAGUUAGUGAUCCAAACACUAAACCAGUCAAGAGUAAUCGUUAUAAGGACUAUAGUAAAUUAUCAGAGAGGUCUGGUAAUAAAAGUAAAGUUUUAAAUUUAAUAACAACUUCAGUUAAUAGUGGCCAAUAUACAGAUAGAGAUGGAUAUGAAAAAACAAGAUUGUUAUCAAGUUUAGUUCCUUUUUACACUUCUAAGGAAAUCAGAGAGUUUGGAAUCACAAUAGAUAAUAAUGCGUGGAAUCGUGCAAUUCAACACGUACAUAAGUAUGGUGCAGGUAGACUGAUUAAUGCAGAAGAGAUCAGCAAUUGGAGAUCUAAAUUUACACACAAUGGACAAAUGACAAGAAGACAAAGAACCACGAUGCUAAGGACAGCCGUCGAAGGUUACUUCAAUAUGAAAGAUAUAACUGAAGAAUCAAGUAAAAACAUGAGGUUGUACAGCAAAGAACUCGACGCAGAUGGUAAACGAGCAUUCGAGUUGGUGCCAAUCAAGAACCUUGCUUUAGGAAACAUAAAUACCUGCUUUACAGAUUACCUCAAGAAGAGUGAAGUUGAUCAAGUCAAGUAUCCACUCAUGGGUAGAAGUGCAUUUUACAGUUUCGUACCAGAGUAUGUCAGAGAAAUGAAGAAUCGAACCGACAUGUGUCCAAUGCAACUUUCAGAUCAAGAUCAUAAACUGUUUGAAAUCUUGACUAUUCACAAGAUGUUUGUUCAGCAAAGAAAGAAUGAUUAUUUGACAUGUAAAAAUGAGUUAAAGGCAGGAGAGUGUAUUAUUCUCUGUGAUUUUAAAGAGAAUAUAUCAUUAGUACUUAAUCACUGUUCGACAUUUGCAAUUUCAUGUCUCGACAAAUUAAUCAAUGAUCCAUUAUUCACCAGUCUAAAUAUCAACAAAAUUACAUUUUGGUGUGAUAAUGCUAGACACUUCAAGUCAAAUGAAAUACUUUCAUAUAUGCAUACAUUGUCAAAGUUGCAAGUAGCUGAUCCAAACACUCCAAACAAAACCAAAAGAAAGUAUCUCGUCGAAUUGAAUACUUUUGCACCCUAUCACGGAAAGAGUGAAUGCGAUCAACAUUUUUCAAUGGUUUCUAGAGCGAUAGCAGACAAGUCGAGUUUCAAAGAUUCAAUCUAUACAGAUCAAGAUGUUAUCAAUGCAAUCAAGAGUACCACUGACAACAACAACUAUCAAAGAACAUACAAAUUGACCUCUGAAUCAGAGAAGGAAGCUGUUACCAUCAAAGUAACAGUCGAAAUUCAUAACCCAAAGGAAUUGAAACAGAAAGAAAUAAAGAUCUUUCCUGGUUUUACAGAGUAUCAUCAUUUCCAGUUUUUAGAUAAUAGAUCAAUGCGUGCCAAUAAACAUUUCAUUAAAUUCAUGGGUGGAAAUGAAGUUGACAAAAUGACUAUCUACAAAUAUUCUGCUAUGAAAAGUCAAGUUGGUAAAGAGACUACAAUUUCCAAAGGCUACGAAUCGACCACCAAGGAGGAGGCACAGUCUUGGAAACCAGCUCGAACAAAUUGUUUCGUCACCUCAGUCACCAUCUCAACCAACACUUUCAAAUUCACAAGCUGCUUCUACUUAAUCUCAAUCUUCACCAAAACCCGCUACCACAACUACACCAGACCAAACACUCUCUGUACACAAAAUAAUAAACAAAUUAAUACACAGAAUAAUACACAUAAUAAUACACAUAAUAAUACACAAAAUACCCAAAGUAAACCAUUGUUUGAUAUCGAAUCGAUUGAUUUUGGUGACGAUGAUCAUGAUAUCGGAUCGAGCUUGAUUUAUAGUGGUAAAAGAAAAGAAAGAGAGGAUGAUUGUGACAAUAAUAGUCAACAUAAAAAAAUAAAUAACCAAAUAAAUAACAAUAACAAUAAUAAUAAUAACAAUUCAACAAAAAAAAGAAUAAGAGAAGAAGAUAAUAAUCAAGAAUCAAUGUACAAUCAAAAACAUCACAAAUCAACUCAUGUAAAUAGUCAAACACCAAUCCAAUCCCCAUCCCAAACACCAAUCCAAACACCAAUUCCAACACAAUCCCAAACACCAAUCCAAACUCCAACCCAAACUCCAAUCCAAACUCCAACCCAAACACCACUCCAUACUCCUAUUCAACACAACACUACAGUGCAAUCAACGGAACAAUCAAAACCAGCAAAAGAAAUUGUCGUAAUCUUUGAAAUCGAUAACAAUUACAACUCGCAGAUUCAAGAUUAUAGACAACAACAACAAAUCAACUAUUUACAACAACUUUCACAAACACUGCAACAACAAUCUCCACCACAGUCAGAAGCAGCAGCAUCAAAUGAUGUAGAAAUGACAUCACAUGAAGAUCCUAUCAUGGAACAAGUUGAGGAAACUGACGAUGCAAUGGAGAUCGAUCGAUUCUGUAUUCCAUAUGAAAAGAUCAAGGACCAGUUGAAUACCGCAGAAGAAGACGAAAACAUGAACAAUGCCGGUGACUUCUUAUCCAAUUGGCCAUCUCUACGAGAACUUAUUAUAAGAAUUCCAUGCCUCACAGCCAUAGCGGACUAUGGACAGCUCUUCUCCACUCUACUUAUUAAGAACCCAUUAUCAAACCUGGUCAAUUCAUACAAAGAAUGUGAUCUUUCUAGAUUUUAUUUGUGGUCAAGUUAUUAUAUCGACUCAGCUACAAUCUUUGAAAAUAAAAUUGUUGAUUGGCAAAGUGAAAGAUACCAGCUUUAUCCACUAUUCAAGGAAUCGAUAGAAAUUAAAGCUCACAUAUCGUGUGUUGAACCAUUUCUAUUUGAUAUCUUUGAGAAUUUGAUUGAAUCUUUCAUAACAUUGAUAAAUAUGUCUGUCCCUGUAUUCUUUGAUCUCUCGGAAUAA
Messenger RNA from Heterostelium album PN500, 2946 nucleotides. RefSeq lists its product as uncharacterized. The coding region runs from base 1 to 2946 and encodes 981 amino acids. NCBI's taxonomy places the organism in Eukaryota, Evosea, Eumycetozoa, Acytosteliales, Acytosteliaceae. The record is from RefSeq and is a predicted model, not a curated record. The transcript is spliced from 13 exons.